AUGGAGGAUAUGAUUUGGAAACGCUUCGCGACGGAAGCUGCUGUCAAGGCGGCGCAGACAACCUCCGCACUACAACAGCUGAAACAUCGACUGACUCCUCAAUCGACUAUUCUCUUCCUCCAAAACGGUUGCGGAAUGAUCGAUGAGGUCAACGAACGGCUAUUCCCCCAUCCCACCGAGCGCCCGAAUUAUAUGGUCGGCGUCAUCUCGCAUGGUGUAACGCUCCGGAAGUCAUUUGAUAUCAAACAUACCGGAUUUGCGGCGACAUCUCUGGGUUUGGUCCCCGGAUCAACGCAAGAGACCACAGAUACAAACCCUUCCAACUAUCUACUUGAUCAACUCCCUCUGUCACCCUGUCUCAACGCCACUGCCUACACCUACACCGAAGUACUUCAAAUCCAACUCGAGAAGCUGGCCGUCAAUGCAUUCUUCAAUCCAUUAUGCGCUCUGAACGACGCCGAGAAUGGGUUUCUGUUCACAAUUCCCGAGACUCGCCGUGCGAUAUUAACAGAGAUCUCGAAUGUGGUUUGCGCUCUUCCGGAGUUACAACAUGUCUCGAGCCUCAGCGAGCGAUUUGCAGUUGAUAAGCUCGAGGCUACCGUGAAUGCAAUUAUCGAGAAGACGUUUCACGCUACUUGCUCCAUGGUGUGGGAUUUGCGAGCUGGUCGGGAAACAGAAGUGAGGUUUAUAAAUGGGUAUUGGGUGAAAAGAGGGAAAGAGAUUGGUAUUGCGACGCCUAUCAAUGAGGAGUUGGUGGAAAGGGUUGAGAUGAGACUGAGUCGGAAUUAA
Messenger RNA from Penicillium samsonianum, 789 nucleotides. RefSeq names its product ketopantoate reductase family protein. Lineage: Eukaryota; Fungi; Ascomycota; Eurotiomycetes; Eurotiales; Aspergillaceae. Gene Ontology annotation, cellular component: mitochondrion; cytoplasm. The record is from RefSeq and is a predicted model, not a curated record. The coding region runs from base 1 to 789 and encodes 262 amino acids. The transcript is spliced from 2 exons. Gene Ontology annotation, molecular function: 2-dehydropantoate 2-reductase activity; NADP binding. Gene Ontology annotation, biological process: pantothenate biosynthetic process.